AUGGCUCCUAGGAAAAAACGUGCUUCUCGGGCUCAGGCAGUGGAAGAACAGUCACCCCCUGCGCCACGCCCUGAUCCUCCGUUUGUUGUCUGGAUGAAGCAGCAGAUGGACAUGGGGAUCAGUCGCCUUCGCCUCAUUGGAGUCACGGACUCACAGGGCACUCGCCGCCCUGGCGUUUCGCCUAAUGCUGAACCUACCGCGGUGGGACUUGGCGACGCGGGCCCUGAUGAGGAGGAGCCGCCGAUUCCUUGCGAGGAGGACGGCGCCUACUCCGACGACGAAUCCUACUGCGACUCUGACGGUUUCACGGCCGCGGAUGCUGUGGACGACGACGGAGACGAGCCAGUCGAUCCGCGCGACCCGAAAGGGAAGCGCAAGGCCUCUACGUCGAAGCCUAAGAAGUCUCACUGGACCGACGACGAGCUUACUGAGCGUGCGGCUGCAAUGUGGAUGGCGAAAGGGGAUUGGGAUAACAUGAAGGGCAAGCAAGGCGCACAGCCUUGGAAGAAGAUGCGCCGAGUCCUUCGCAACACCAACCCAGAAUGGAGGCGCCCAUCUGACGCGAUGGCAAAGCAGUGGACACGGCUGAAGUUAAAAAUGGGCGACAUUCUUACCGAUGAGGCGCAAUCUGGAGCCGUUCCAAUUCCCAAGCCGGAUUGGUUCCUAUACGUGUACAAUUUCGUACACGCCGACAGGGCGCCCAAUCCGCACGUGGUGGAUGAAGGAGGCGCGCGCCACGCCAAUGCACAGCCAACACGAACGACGGCGCCUUUGGGAAACCCGGAUGUGGGGAUUGAAGGCACGCCCCCCCCUACCAUUCCCGUUCGUCGCCGCGCCAUGGAAUCUCCGGCGUACGCCGGGCAUCUCCUCGUGGCCGACACGAUCACGCGCAUCAUGAACGAACGGAACAGCAGGCAGGACGCGGCUUUCGAGCGCCUCCUAGCUGUCCUCGAGCGCAUGGCGCCAGCACCGUCAAGCAAGGAACCUCCCGCGACUGGCGGAACGGCGUCACCCGGGGGUCGCAGUGGCACAACUCCAUCAGAUGGGCCGCCCCGUUCCGACCCUUCUACGGCGCCUUCCGUGAUCAUGGCGCCCCCUUCAUCGGCGCCGUACGCUGCUGACCCGCUGGGAGCGCGUCAGAUCUUCGCCGACCCUUCAUACAUCAGCAAUGUCCCUCCCCCUCUUGCGCAGGACAGCAAUGGGCAGUGGUAUUUCACUACUGCUCAGGCGCAGACGCGUCCUCCUCAUGGCGCCUAA
Molecule: messenger RNA, 1257 nt
Organism: Closterium sp. Naga37s-1
Lineage: Eukaryota; Viridiplantae; Streptophyta; Zygnematophyceae; Desmidiales; Closteriaceae
Source: the annotation of a GenBank genome assembly